AUGAAAAACAUACCAGUAUUUCUGGAGUACCUAAAAACAUUUCUCAUCAGUGACGUUACUCAAAUUCUUGAAGACGAUUAUUCACAAGACGAAGAUGCAGCAGAUAUUAAUGUUCAAACGAAUGAUUUUGACGGUGUAAUAUCAUUUAAUGGAGGUGAUAAUCCUGUUAAUGGUCUCACACCAGACGAAGUUAUGGAACAAGUAUUGAAAGUGGAACAUGAAUUAGAUGAAUUCAAUAAAAAAAGAGAAUUGUAA
Molecule: messenger RNA, 255 nt
Organism: Leptosia nina
Lineage: Eukaryota; Metazoa; Arthropoda; Insecta; Lepidoptera; Pieridae
Source: the annotation of a GenBank genome assembly